Triplophysa rosa is the source of this 2372-nucleotide messenger RNA. It is a transcript of the gene hpca, whose product is annotated as hippocalcin. The transcript has 5 exons. NCBI's taxonomy places the organism in Eukaryota, Metazoa, Chordata, Actinopteri, Cypriniformes, Nemacheilidae. The record is from RefSeq and is a predicted model, not a curated record. Gene Ontology annotation, molecular function: calcium ion binding. The coding region runs from base 264 to 845 and encodes 193 amino acids.
UCCUCCGGCGCAGUUCUGUAGACGCGCAGCCUCCUCCUCCUCCAGCAGCGCGCCGCCGCGGUUCGUGUUCUCGCAGGGCAUCCUACGGUAACAUGGUAUUCAGCGAGCGGCAGCAGUAGACAGAUCGCUGGACCGUAAGAGAAUCCGCUAUCCUGCUCUCCUUUCGCAACAUUUCAACACAUUGAGGGGAAACUCGGCGUUUCUUGGAUACGAUUUGACCAGAAGCCUCAGUGUUGUGACUGGGCACACAGAGACUUAUCAUCAUGGGAAAGCAGAACAGUAAGCUCAGGCCAGAGAUGCUACAGGACCUGAGGGAGAACACAGAGUUUACUGAUCAUGAGCUACAGGAGUGGUACAAGGGGUUCCUGAAAGACUGCCCCAGUGGGCAUUUGAACGUGGAGGAAUUUAAGAAGAUCUAUGCCAACUUCUUUCCCUACGGGGAUGCCUCGAAGUUUGCUGAGCACGUAUUCCGCACGUUUGACACCAACAACGAUGGCACCAUCGAUUUCCGGGAGUUCAUCAUCGCUCUGAGUGUGACAUCACGGGGGAAACUGGAGCAGAAGCUGAAAUGGGCCUUCAGCAUGUACGACCUGGACGGCAACGGCUACAUCAGCCGUGAUGAGAUGCUGGAGAUUGUGCAGGCCAUUUACAAGAUGGUGUCAUCGGUGAUGAAGAUGCCUGAGGAUGAAUCCACACCUGAGAAGAGGACAGACAAAAUAUUCAGACAGAUGGACCUUAAUAAUGAUGGCAAGUUGUCUUUGGAAGAGUUCAUAAAAGGUGCCAAAAGUGAUCCGUCCAUUGUGCGGCUACUGCAGUGUGACCCCAGCAGCGCCUCGCAGUUUUAAACCUCACCAGACAUCGGGCGCUCAAUGCAUGAAAGCUCUCGUAUCUCAUCUUUUGUGUUCCAGAUGGAUCCGUUUUAAGAAAAAAAAGUGCAUCAAUUUUACUUUCAGUCUUUCCCGAAAAUGACAUGCGUACAUCCGAAGAACAAAGUGGACACCUGCCAAGACGUCUCGUGUCUGCUGUGCGUCACCUGUGCAUGUCUCUGCAGAAGCUGCGGGUGGAGUGCUCGGCUUCAAAAUAUCACAGGCUGAUCGUGUCCGGGGUCCAGAUUUUAAAACGGAAUGCCUCUUCUUAGCAUUCGUGCAUGCGCUCCCACUUUCUGUACCCCCACAACCCUCUUGUGUUUAAUAUCUGUGCUGUUCUUUUUGUUCUUUUCCAAGUUGAUUUGAGGGCACAGGCCCCUUAUCUACUUUUUAUAUGGAUACUUAUGUGUAUUUACAGUACAAACACAUAUAGGAACGGCAGUAUUAUGUAGCUUCAGGCAGCAUCCAAAACUUUGCCUCUGACCCAGUGGACUGAUGGAAUGAAUGUUGGGAUUUUUCUGCUCUGGCGCUCAUGAUCUUUAAUUUUACGAAGAGAAGGCUGAGGAUCCCAUUGAAUGCUCUGUUCGUUUUCUUCUACUUUUUGUUUGUUUGAUGUCAUUGUUGUAAAUUUGUGGUUUGCUUCCAUAUUUCUUUUUUUAUUUUUGCAUUUUAAUGGUGUUGUUUUACCAUGGGUGAUUUUAUUGGUGAACGGAGAUGUGAUGUAUUAUGCUGUUUCCAGUAAGUUGUUCUUAUUUCAAGGCUUUCCAAUGCAUCGUGGGAAAUAUUUGCAUCAGGGGAUUUACUGUAUUUCUGUUGUGUUUUGAAUCAAAGAUACUGGUAGCACAUAUCUUUUACGGCGCUUCAUCUGUGUGCGUGUGUUUAUGGGCGUUUGUACGUACGCAAGAGUGAAGGUUUGCAUGUUUCGGUGUGCGACCGUGCUACCUUUAUAGUAUCACUUUGUGUAGUUCUAUACAACGUUUGUAUGCAACGGUAAGUUUUUCAAUCCCUAAUUUUAAGCAGCAAGCAAAUACCUAUUCAGCACUUGAAAUUGUACUUUAUAGAAUUUUAAGCAAUCCAUCAACAACUUAGACAGAAAUGUACGAUGCUAUGAUUUAUGAUCAUCGCGUUUAGAUAAACCGUUUGGAUACUAAAAGCGACCACUAAGGGCUUAUUUCCACUUCUGAAUGAACAAGUGUAAGGUAAAAAGUCACUGCUUUGAUUUUUCUUUGUUUUAUGCAACAACUGACAUUCCAUGACCUGAAUACGACAGGUGUUUCUGCUUUGUACAAACACAGUGAUCGAGCUUAGAGACUAGCUCACAAACCCACUCUGUGUGUAGCUUUCAGUUUGCGCCAUCCAUGUUGCUUCCAUAUUUGUACCGAGACCAUAUUUGAUGCUGCACCCUCUAUGGCAACUUUCCUAUAUUAUGUUGCAUGAAACCUCAUGCGAGGUCAUAAUGAUUGUCCCCUUUUACUGACAUUGAAAACAAAUAUACCUAUGUGUUUA